Molecule: messenger RNA, 5147 nt
Organism: Astyanax mexicanus (Mexican tetra)
Lineage: Eukaryota; Metazoa; Chordata; Actinopteri; Characiformes; Acestrorhamphidae
Product: VPS10 domain-containing receptor SorCS1
Exons: 27
Coding region: 337-4065 (1242 amino acids)
Biological process (GO): post-Golgi vesicle-mediated transport
Cellular component (GO): Golgi apparatus; membrane
Molecular function (GO): protein binding
Source: RefSeq, a predicted model, not a curated record
CAAGAUCCUUCUUCAACUUGGCUGCGCCUCGCAGAGUCACACUUUUGGGCACGAGCGCGCGCGCGCACACGCACACGCUCCUCGCGUCUUCCUCGCAUCAUCCUCGCCUCGUCUUCUUCACUCGUCUUUCUCUCUCUCAACUUGUGGGAAGAAGAGUUGAGUCGCUUUCGGCGUCGACGGAGAAAAAAGGAGAGAUACUGUAUAGAAGGAAAGAACCCAAGAGAAAAAGAGAAGGAGAGACAGAGAGCGAGAAAAAAGGAUAGAAAGAGAGAUAGAGAGAUAGAAGAAUAGGUGCGGAAAAACAAAGCACGGAGCCGCGUCUAUCCGCUGCAGAGGAUGCGGAGAGGGGGACGCUCUGGCCAGGGUUGGAUCGGGAUGUUCGGCACGGUGAUGAUGGUGCUGAUGGUGGUGCUGAUGCUGCCGGUCAGGAGCGAGAUAAGUUGCCGAUCGUGCCAGGUGGCGGGAGGCGAGUGGCGGCCGAGCGAUCAGCGGCUGGUGCUGCUGAAGCUGAAGACGGGGGACGCCCGGGACUCUGCUGUGCCGCUCCAGGCAACAGGGUCCCGGGGCGAAGUUGCGCAGGAGGACCGACUCGACGGACAGACCUUGGCCGGGGAGGAGCAUCCUCAGAGCGGCAGAGGGAGCGAGGAGGAGCCGGUGGAAGUGGCGGCGGCUUCGCGGAGAAAACGAGAAGUACUGCGAGAAGUACGGAGAAGCUCCACGGACCGCUUGAACGUUUUUGAUCGCCAACUGGGUUCGAGUUUGAGUUCGAGUCGUGGUGGGAAAGUUCACGACGGCCAGAUUGCCGACGCGCGUCUUAAGUAUCGUGGACGCAGGAGCACCGGCAGCGGCGGUGGCAGCAGCCGGGAACGGGCUGAGCUCAGGUGGAAUAAGGAGGAGAGGAGGACCUCCAGCUCCAGGCAAGAGGAGCUGAAACUCACCAGCUCCACCUUCGCCCUGACCGGAGACUCCGCGCACAACCAAGCCAUGGUGCACUGGUCCGGACAGAACAGCAGCGUAAUUCUCAUGCUGACCAAGCUGUAUGACUUCAACCUGGGGAGUGUCACUGAGAGCUCUUUGUGGAGGUCAACCGACUACGGAACCACUUACGAGAAGCUUAAUGAAAAAGUCGGGGUGAAGACCAUACUCAGUUACUUGUACGUCAGCCCAAAUAACAAGAGAAAGAUCAUGCUGUUGACCGACCCAGAGGUGGAGAACAGUCUGCUGAUCAGCACGGAUGAGGGCGCCACCUAUCAGAAAUACCGCCUCAGCUUCUAUGUCCUCAGCCUCCUUUUCCAUCCGGAGCAGGAGGACUGGAUACUCGCCUACAGCCACGACCAGAAGCUCUACAGCUCGGUGGAGUUCGGGCGCCGGUGGCAGCUGGUUCAUGAAAGGGUUGCUCCCAAUCGAUUCUAUUGGUCCAAAACAGGUCUGGAUAAGGAGCCUGGGCUGAUUCACCUGGAGACCAGCAUCUCCGAAACACAGGCUCUCUAUGUCACCUGCAAACUGCAGAACUGCACCGAGGCCAACAAGGGCAAACCGUUCCCCGGCUACAUCGACCCCAAUUCCCUGGUGGUACAGGACGAGUAUGUGUUUGUCCAGGUGUCGACGGGCGGCCGGCCAAUCUACUACGUGUCAUCGAGGCGAGACCUGUUCACACCCAUGAAGCUGCCCAAGUACACGCUUCCAAAGGACCUGCACGUAAUCAGCACGGAUGAAAACCGGGUGGUGGCAGCAGUCCAGGAAUGGAAUCAGAAUGACACCUAUAACCUGUAUGUGUCCGAGUCUGGAGGAGUCUUCUACACACUCGCUCUGGAGAGCGUUGUGAGCAGCAUGGGGCCGGAGGGAAACGUGAUGAUAGACCUGUAUGAGGUGGCGGGAAUCAAAGGCAUGUUCCUGGCCAACAAGAAACAGGAUGAUCAAAUAAAGACCUUCAUCACGUAUAAUAAAGGCCGGGACUGGAGGCUGCUGCAGGCGCCCUCUUCUGACCUGCAUGGGAACAGCAUCCACUGCAUACUGCCGUACUGCUCGCUGCAUUUGCACCUACACGUGUCGGCGAACCCUUACACGUCCGGGAACAUCGCCAGCAAGGAGUCGGCUCCCGGAAUCAUCGUGGCGUCUGGUUCUAUAGGCGCUGAGCUGACUAGCAGUAACGUGAGCAUGUUCAUCACGUCCGACGCUGGAAACACUUGGCGGCAGAUAUUUGACGAGGAAUACAGCGUUCUGUAUCUGGACCAAGGCGGAGCACUGGUGGCCAUCCGGCACACCCCGCUCCCCAUCAGACACCUAUGGUUGAGCUUUGACGAGGGGCGAGUGUGGAAUAAAUACAGUUUCACGUCGUCGCCGCUGUUCGUGGACGGAGUUCUGGGCGAGCCGGGGGAGGAAACACUGAUCAUGACAAUCUUCGGUCACGUCAGUCAUCGGUCCGAGUGGCAGCUGGUGAAGAUCGACUUCAGGUCUAUUUUUAACAGGCGGUGCACUGAGGCAGACUACCAGACCUGGCACCUCCACAACCAGGGCGAGCCUUGUCUGAUGGGUGUGAAGAGAAUCUACCGGAAGCUGAAGCCCAUAGCCAGGUGCGUUAUGGGUAAAACCUAUUCGGUUACGAUGACUUCGGAUCCCUGCGACUGCACCGAGUCCGAUUUCGAAUGUGAUUAUGGCUAUGAAAGAAGAACAGACGGAAGGUGUACUCCGGCUUUCUGGUUUCAGCCCUCUUCCAUGUCCAGAAGCUGCACUACAGGCCACACUUUUCUCAACAGCACUGGGUAUAGGAAAGUGGUGUCUAAUAACUGCACUGCCGGAGUGGUGGACCUGUAUACGGCGCGCCGACUGCCGUGCCCCAGCCAGGCCCCGAAAGGCCUCCACCUGGUCACCAGCGAGGGCAAGCUCACAGCCCUGCUGAGCCACAAUGUCACCUUCCUCGUUUUUCUCGAGCAGGGUGAUGGAUCAAGGACAAGCAUCACAGUGGACUUCGGUGACGGUAAUGCUAUCACUUACUCCAACGUGAGCUCCAUUGAAGACGGGAUCAAGCACAUCUACAAGAACGUAGGAAUCUACAGAGUGUCCGCCAUGGCAGAGAACGGCCUGGGGUCCGAGACAGCAGUUCUUUUCUUACACGUUACAUGUCAGCUGGAGUAUAUCCAUCUUUCUGCUCCUUUUGUGGCGGUGAAAAAUAAGGAAGUCAACUUGACAGCGGUUCUGUGGCCGAGCCAAGUGGGAACCGUCACCUACAUCUGGUGGUUUGGGAACAACUCGGAGCCGGUAAUCACACUGGAGGGAAGUGUGGCGUUCACGUUCCCGCGGGAGGGUGUAAACAUCGUCACCGUGCAGGUGGCAGCUGGGAAUACCAUCCUGCAAGACAGGAAAACCAUCGCCAUCCACGAAUAUUUCAAGUCUCAUCUUUUAGCCUUUUCCUCCAAUCUGGACGACCAUAACCCUGAUGUGGCUGAGUGGAGGCUGGACGUCAGCAGAGUCAUCAAAAACUCAAUGGUCCAAGCCACUGACGUAAGUCCAGAUCAGCUAUUGGUCACGGUGUUGCCAGGACUGCCCACAGCCGCUGAAUUCUUCUUGUUGCCAGAUAAAGAAAUCACAGAAGGCAAACCAGAGAAAACAGCGGCACAUUUAGAUCAGCUGUUGGAGUUAGUUCUGGGAGCACUUAACCAGAACCAGGUCCAGUUCACCUUAAGACCAGGGGUUCAAAUCACAGUCUACGCUGCACAGUUAUCUGCAGCACCCCUAGUGGACACCAGUGAGAACCACAGCAGUUCAGCCAUGCUAAUGCUCCUGUCGGUGGUGGUGGUGGGUUUAGCUGUGUUCCUCAUCUAUAAAUUUAAAAGGAAGAUCCCAGGCCUCCACCUCUAUGCGGCGAUGCAGGACGAAAAAGAGCAAGAAAUGAUCCGGAGUCCAGUGAGCCCGACGGAGAGCACCCCCAGCUGCAGCUCUCAGCGAGAGCUUCUCACCUCACCGGAGCCUCUGGACACCGAGGUCAACACACAGCCCAUCGAAUGCAUUAAGCCUCACCCGCGUGUCAAAUUCUCGACGGAACUUCCUACAUACAUCGACGUCUGAGUUUGUUUUGCAGACUCUCAUGCAAAGGACAUUGAACAUCCAGACACAAAGGUUUUAAGCUUUAUACAGUACCUGUGCAUGUUGGACAUUGACACUUUACUGUGCUUUGUGAAUACCAGAAGAAACUUUGUACAGGUUUUUUUAUACGUAUGUCUAUCCAAUAAGAGGACCUUUUUAAGGACGUUUAUUAUUUAUAAAAAUGACCAGUACAAAUACGCAAUUAGAUAGAAUUAAAAGGCCAGCAUGUAUUAUUAUCGUUUAAAAAAAAUAAUGUUGGGGGGUGGGAUGAAAAAGGGGAAAUAUAAUAUAAUAAGACUAUUUUUUUGUUUUGUUUUGUUUUUUGGUUUCAGCUUAAAUUUUUUAAGCUUUUACACCCACUUACUCUUACUUUACAGUAUCGGUAUUACUUUACUUAAUGUAAAGAGUACAGCAGUACAGUACUCUACAGUACUCAUCAGUAUAUAGAAUUAAACUAAAAAAAAAAAAAAAAAGACUUUUAUUUUGUACAUCACAUGAAUGUGUUCGUGCGACAUGGAGACGGGGGACAUUUUAGUGAGAGAAAACGACUCAAACAAAAAUCAGAAUAUUAAUGAAUUAAUAAUUCAUGAUUUUAAAUUGACUUUAUUUCACUUAAAGCUGUAAUCUUUAAAAUAAAAUUAGAUUAUAAUAAAACAAAAAUAAAAAAAAUCAAUCUGUAUAUUUUUUCAUUAUUCACUAUGGCCUAAAUUCAAUUUCCUGUAGAAUUAAGUAUCCUUAUUAAAUAUAGAGAUUAUUAUCACUAUUAUUAUUAUUCUGUAAAGCUUUUUUUCUUCUUUUUCUUUCAUUUCUUUUUCGUUUUAGAUCUGUUUUUGUUGUCUUUGUGUUGUGAUAUAAUAUUUAUAGGCACAGUUAGAGUUUUUCGUUCGUUUUUCUUUUUUUAAAAAAGGGGACAAAACAUGGACACUUUGGUGAAUAUUCUAAAGUUGGGAACAGCAGCAGGUUGACUGUUCCGCUCCUGUCGCGAGCGCACAGCGAGAUACUGUAUAUAAGUGUGUGAACUGAUCUGUGUGGCGAGUGUAAUGAUGAUGAUGAUGAUGAUGAUG